UAGACCUCAGUGCCUUCUGUGCGCUCGAACCGAGAGAACAGCCUCCAGCCUCUCCCCAAAAACCUCAUAAUGGUUAUUAGAGUGUUUCUGGCCUCUUCCUCAGGAUCGACGGCGAUCAAAAAGAAGCAGCAGGAUGUGGUUGGGUUCCUGGAAGCUCUAAAAAUUGAAUAUGCACCGCUUGACAUUGCUUCAAAUGAAGAAAAUCGCAUGUGGAUGAGGGAGAAUGUUCCUGGAGAAAAGAAGCCCUCCAAUGGAAUCCCACUCCCACCUCAGAUCUUCAAUGAGGAUAACUAUUGCGGGGACUAUGACACAUUCUUUGACGCCAAAGAGGACAACUCAGUUUAUGAAUUCCUGGGUUUGACCCCUCCACCAGGCUUCAAGAAAGAGGCAAUCACAGAAGAGGAACAGAAUGAAAAUACGCCUGCGGUGACUUCACCAGGGGAGAGGGGAGGAGAAGAGAAUAAGGAAGAGGUCGUAGCACAGGUGGCACAGGACGAGUCUUCAGAAGAGCCUAAAGAGGAAGAGGAGGCAAAAGAAGACGGUGAAGAUGCAAAUGAAGCAGAAGUAGUACAAGACAGUAAAAUGGAAUAUGCAGAGGAAGAAGGCGAGGAAGGUGAAGUUGAAGAAGAAUACGAACAGGAAGAAGAAGAGGUGCAGGCAUCAGAGGAGGAAGAAGAGGCUGAGGACUGAGGAUGGGACACAGAGGAUCAGGACAAUUAAGAUUUUUGGCUUCACAAAUAUUGACUCCCACCCACCAUGACAGCCUCUGCUUGAAGACCAUGAAGAUGUUUUGCACACAUUUCCAACACCGUGGUCCUGGAGUGCGUAUUCACACGGACAAUUUCAGGAAUUUGGACAUGAACACUAACACCACCGAACAUGAAUGAACCAGCUGUUUUCCUUCCUCUUUAAAAUACUUUGUCUUUUUUUUUUAACUACGAUGAAUUCAAAGUAAGGAAAUUUUGUAAUAUCUAAAGGCUUAAUGGUUAAGCAUAUGUGCAAUGGCAUUGCUCUUCUUGGUGCCAUAAUGCAUGUUUUAUGUUUAGAAUAAUUUACUCCUGUUGUACACCAGUAAAGUAAUCACCAGUAGUGUGUAACUGUAACCCGGCUGGCCAACAAUGUGAAUACUAGAACUGCUCUUUCAAAUUACUACUUGUUGUUUUAUAAUGAUUUAACUAUGUAUAUGAGUUAAAAAAAAAAAAAUGUCAUUACAGGCUUUAUACCGUUAUGAAGGACAACAUUAAUAGGAGCAUUGGUAUUGUUGCAUCAUUUCUAUCCCUUCAUGAAGGCUUGGUUUGCAGGGCUGCAGCUAGGUGCCACUAAUAAGGUCUGUUUUCCAGAAGAUCAUACAGAUUAGGUUAUUCCUGAAGAUGCAGAACAUCCAAACCUAGUCUUAAUCUUUGGAAAACAAAUCCCUCUAUUAUUUAACAAGGGCUUCUCUCUUCGUGUAUCUCCAUCUCCAUUUGCUUUGCCAUGCAAGUUCCGCCUGUAGGCUGCUAUAGUCACGUAUGAACUGAAAAGCACUUUUGUUUAACAUGAAUUGUUGAAAAUAUCUGAAUGCCAUUAAAAAGUCUAUGGCAUAA
This is a messenger RNA of Neoarius graeffei (lesser salmon catfish), 1583 nucleotides long. It is a transcript of the gene sh3bgr, whose product is annotated as SH3 domain binding glutamate-rich protein. Gene Ontology annotation, cellular component: cytoplasm. Lineage: Eukaryota; Metazoa; Chordata; Actinopteri; Siluriformes; Ariidae. The coding region runs from base 70 to 690 and encodes 206 amino acids. The transcript has 9 exons. The record is from RefSeq and is a predicted model, not a curated record.